UUACCAAGGAGACGGCGUACAGGGCUGGAGACGGAGGGCGCAGCAGCUAACAGGCACCGGAGCCACCGGCAGCCGUUAAAUAUUUAAAUCAUCUUCUACGAUAAAAAUUAAAAUUUAAAGCCGGCCUCAGACUCGCGGGGCUCGGCCACACUCCGCUGUCUGUCGGCGGUUCGGAGCUACGUGGCUCGUUAGCAGCUUAGCAUGCUAACCGGCUAAUCUGAGAACCCUCCAGAACACCGCCCGGUCCGCCGCCUGCUGCCCGGUCCACCGCCUGCUGCCCGGUGCUCCGCCUGCUGCCCGGUCCGCUGUCUGCUGCCCGGUCUUCCUGCUGCCCGCCGCUCUGCUCUCCUGCCGGAAUGGACGCGAGCUAACAGCCGGGCUGGGACGCUCUGCCCCGGAUCUGAGGGUCUCCGUUCUCCAGUGGAGCCCAGCGGGUCUCCCCGGGGCACGGCAGAGCUCCAAGCCGCAGCACCAGCCCGGACUCCGGGAGAAGAUGAGGUGUGGAGGACCGGAGGGCCGAGCCGCAUCCCGAGUCCCGUUAGCCCGCCUUACCCAGGAUGGACGUGUGCAGUAGGAACCCUAACCGGACGGCUCCGGUGGGUGAGGAAGGUUGUGGUCGUGCAGAUGUUCCUCUGUGUUCUCGGACCAACGGCUGGUCAUGGCCUCCUCACCCCUUCCAGCUGCUAGCCUGGCUGCUCUACAUUUACUUCGCCGUCACCGGCUUCGGCGUGUUCGUCCCGCUGCUGCCGCCUCACUGGAUCCCUGCAGGCUACAUCUGUACCGGUGUCAUGUUCGUCUGUCACCUGUGUGUCCACUUCCUGGCUGUGUCCGUCGACCCGGCUGACCAUAACGUCAGAACCAGGAGCCACCAAGGCCCAGUCCCGGUGUUCGACCGCUCCAAGCACGCCCACGUCAUCGAGAACUGCCACUGCUACCUGUGCCAGGUGGACGUGGGACCCAAGUCGAAGCACUGCAGCGCCUGCAACAAAUGUGUAGCCGACUUCGACCAUCACUGCCGCUGGCUCAACAACUGUGUUGGCAGCAGGAACUACAAGUUGUUCCUCCACAGCGUGGUCUCGGCUUUGCUUGGAGUCUGUCUGGUUCUGGUUGUCUCCUCCUACGUCUUCAUUGAGUUCUUCAUGGACCCGUCCAAACUACGCACCGACAAACACUUCCUGGGUAGGAAUGAGACAGGUGUGUGGUUCGUCUUCCUACCUGUGGCUCCUCUGCGGUCGGCUGCAGCAGUGAUUCCUGUCCUGGCUGCCGUCACCAUCGCUCUGUCUCUGCUGUCGUCUGGGCUGCUCUGCCACCUGCUCUGCUUCCACAUCUACCUGAUGUGGAACAGACUCAGUACCUAUGAGUACAUUGUGCGUCAGCGCCACCGUGUGGACAGCAGAGACUCCAGGAAACCCAGAUCAGUGAGGGAGGCAGCAGCUGCUUUGGUCCUGAAGGACGUGAGCUACUCGGGGACUCUGGGUUAUACCAACUCUCAGCUGGACGUGCAGGAACCUACCACUGUGGCUGUGCGGGGGGAGGCAGAGUUCCUGGCUAACGGCAGAGUGAUCAGUGUGUCCAGUCCUGUCAUGGAGGAAGAAGCUCCGCCCACCCACUCUACAGAGAGGAAAGCAGCAACACACAGACAUACACAGAAGAAGAAGAAGAAGAAGAAAGUUCCUAGAGUCCCAGCAGAAGCCCCGCCCCCAGAACCCGUGUCCUCGGUGUCUCUGGGUCAGCGCCUUCCUUUCCCAGCAUUUCCUCUGAAGUCCUCCCUCCUGCCGCUGGCCCCCUCCGGCCCCGUCCAGGCCGCCGCCCCCCCCGCCGAGUACCACUCGGACUCGGCCGAGUCUCUGGAGGAGAUCCCGGUGGCGCUGGCCAAGCUGGGCUCCUCGGCGGGCGGAGACGCCUCCACGUCCUCGCAGCGGGCCCCGCCCUUCCCCCUGCCCUCCCCCCUGCCCAGAACUAAGAGGAAGGCCUCCCGCCCACACAGGGGCGCCGCCGAGCUCCGGUUCGAGAUGGCGUCCACGCAGCCGCCCUCCGUGUUCGUCAGCCGGGCCAGCGGGGAGGCAGCCGAGCCCCGGGACGAGGGCCUGAGCCUGGGCAGGAGGGCAGGGGGAAGGCCCCCGGGAGCAGCUGCUGCCUCCUGGAUGGAACGCUAACCUGUCCUCACCUGUUCUCACCUGAUCUCACCUGGUCUCACCUGUCCACUCUGAGGACUCUCAGGUGGAACCGAAGAUGGAACCGAAGGUGACUCCUGGAUGGAGCACUAACCUGAUCUCACCUGUCCUCACCUGAUCUCACCUGUUCCCACCUGUUUUCACCUGUUUUCUAUGUGAACUUCUGGACCUGAAGCGUCUCGGCCGUAAACCUGACGUGUGUUUAUGGAUGUUUGUGUGCCUGUUGCCGUGGAGACGCCACCUGUUGUUUUACUGUUUCCCCGUUAACAGCGCCUCUGCUGCGUCUCCAUGGUAACUGCAGCUGAGGCCGUGAUGUCAUCAGGUAACACCAACUUCCGGCAUGCACCUCACGUCUCUGUUUCCAUCACCUGGAAUAUUCAAACCAGCAAAUACAUGGAAACAGAAUAUUUCCUUUUAUGUGCACCAAUCACAGAGCUUCAUACUGUUGUUGUUAGCGUAGCGCCCCCCCACUGCCACACUGCAAACUGCAGCUCAGGACCCAAUCACGUUAAAGGAGCAGUUCAACAUUUAGCUUCUAACUGCUAGCUGCUGCUACUCAUUAAGCUAAGCUAACUGCUAGCUGCUUCCACUCAUUAAGCUAAGCCAACUGCUAGCUGCUUCCACUCAUUAAAUUAAGCUAAGCUAACUGCUAGCUGCUUCCACUCAUUAUGCUAAGCUAAGCUAACUGCUAGCUGCGUCCACUCAUUAAACUAAGCUAAGCUAACUGCUAGCUGCUUCCACUCAUUAUGCUAAGCUAAGCUAACUGCUAGCUACUUCCACUCUUUAUGCUAAGCUAAGCUAACUGUUAGCUGAGGAGCGUUCAGGUCAAACCAAACAUCUACCGCUUCUUCUGUUCAUCUGACAGCAGUUUAACCCCUGAACCCUGAAACACACCGCUGGGUCUGAAAGACUCAAUCUCUAAAAAACUCCAGAAUAACAAACCAGAGAGAAUCAUCAGUGAGUGAUGUUGUUUCAUUAAAAUCACUUUAUUCUACUGGUCUUAUUCAAAAAAAUAAAGAAAAUUAAAAUGUUGCGUUGAAUAAAAUAAAUGCAGCAGAAACAGAGAACAGAGGAGCUAGUUGUUGGAGAUCCAUCCAGCAUGGUGGAACAUCUACAGAUGAUGAGUAGAGGAGAGAGGAAACAUGGAGAUAGAAAAACAUCUAAUGAAUGAAGAGAUGGUAGGAGAAACCAGCUGGAGGUUCUGGAAGACAUUUCUAGAAAGCUGGUUUUUCCUGAAGCUCCUACCAUCACCUGGACCUGGAUGACUGAGAACCUCCAUAGAAGUCUGAGGAGACAACAUUAGUUCAGAGUUUAACAUCUGAGGAGACCUGGUGGUUCCUGGUUUUUAUGGUUUGUAAAACAAAUAAUCAAACAAAAUGUUCCUUUCUCUGGUUUCCACCACUAACGGUGUCAGAAGACGUCUCUGAGUUAUCUCCUUCUUCAUGAUGUUCUGGUUCCACAGAGCUGCAGGACUUUAGAUUAAAGAUGAACCAUGGUGAGUCAAAACAGAAACCAGAUGGGGUUCGGAGGGUUAAAGUGUCAUCUGCUCAGUUUUCAGUUUACUACAGUAAAAAUGUCAUCAUAGUUACAACUGGAAGUGUGUUGAUGGUAUCUGAUGACAUACAGAAGCACCUGGAGAUGGUUCUCUGAAUGUGAAACUGUUCCUUUAAGACCGUUCAUGAUGUGAGCGGCUGGACGAGUUCAGGAUGUUUGUUUCUACUUUCAGCUGAUCCAAACUGUUCAACAAUAAAACAUGAAAACUGA
Messenger RNA from Amphiprion ocellaris (clown anemonefish), 3938 nucleotides. It is a transcript of the gene zdhhc1, whose product is annotated as zinc finger DHHC-type containing 1. Lineage: Eukaryota; Metazoa; Chordata; Actinopteri; Pomacentridae. The record is from RefSeq and is a predicted model, not a curated record. Gene Ontology annotation, molecular function: protein-cysteine S-palmitoyltransferase activity. Gene Ontology annotation, biological process: protein targeting to membrane; peptidyl-L-cysteine S-palmitoylation. Gene Ontology annotation, cellular component: endoplasmic reticulum; Golgi apparatus.